CCAUUCAGACUAUCAGGGCCUCUCUUAGAGAAUAAAUUAUUAAUAGCGGCGUAGCGAGCCUCUCUGCAAAGGCUGCAUGUAUUGAGCUUACAAGGCGCACAAGCUUUUAGAGAGCAGGACACUUUUCCUACUUCCUAAGCAUUUUCUUAGUCCUGAAUCAAUAAUGCACUCGCAGCCCUGCACACAGGUCGCUGCUGCUGUGCUCCUGCUGCUAGGGGCUGCGGACACAAAUACAUCUCUGUAGCAAGAUGCAAGGGCUUAAUAAUCUGGCAGGGAAGGGAUGGGGCAGAAUCCAAGCAGCUUAAUUUGUAAACAAGCUUCAGGGAACUGCCCUGGGAAGAGCAAAGCUUGCAAGUGCCUGGUACAGAAAGUCUGAGUUUGGAGACAAGCUAAAAAUCAGUCAAUGUGAUUAAACUGCUGCAUUUUUGAAUGCGUGCCCGUGGCUGCCAGCUGAGGAGUGCCUGGUUUAUCAGCCUCUGAUCCCAGGCUCCAGGUCACCCCGCAGCCCCCAGUGCCAAAGGGGGAGGUUGAGGGGUGCAGCAAGCAGGGAGCUGGGGGUGGAGGUGAGCCUGGGGCAGCAGGAGGGAUGGGGUUAGAGCGGCUCACCGGGGGAUUAGCAGUUCACAAAGAAAGAGCUGCUCAAAAAUGAUUCCAUGGGAGGCCGGGCUGCUGCGGGUGGUGUGUGUGUAUCCCCAGCACAGAUGAGAUUAUCUGCUUAGGAGUGGAAUUUUCCGGGCAGCAUUAACCCUUGUGCUGCCCCCAAAUCAGCUGCACAGUCGGGACAGGGCGCUGGGCAGGGGAUCCAGCGGCUGCUGCAGCAGAGCUGCUGCCAGGCCAUCCCAGGGCUUUGGAAAUGGAAGUGCUGCUUCCAGGCCACUCUGCAAACAGCAUGCUUGGGGCCCUCCUCAGAGAGGUCACCCAUGGACUGGGCUGGUUUCAGGCUGAAGGUUGAAAUUCCUCAUGUAACCAGAUUUUCUGUUUCUGGCUUAGCCAGAGUGGGCGUGAGGGGAUUUGUGUCGGUGCAGGAGCGGUGCUGGCUGUGUUGUGAGGGUGGACAGGUGACUGGGGUCAGCCCUUGUGCGUGAAAAGCUGUAUCUCCCUCUGCAUCCUCCCUUUGUGGAAAGGAUGCUUCCCGCCUGGGUGUCACCCUUUUGCCGAGGCUGUGUCAUUUAUGGUGCAAUGACCAGUUCAGACCCUUUCCAUGAGGUGCUGCCAGACCACAGGGAGAGCUUCAGACAGGGCGUGGGAUGAGAGCAGAGAUUUCCUUCAGCCUCACACAAGGCUGGGUGAGGGAGCCACUGCUUUGCCCUGCUGCAGGCGCCUGGGGGAUUUCAGUUCUCAGGAAAGGUGGAGUCCUCAAUGCCUGGUGAAGCCCAGAGCUGCUCCUGAAAUCCCUCCCUGCCUCAAUUUCCCCAGCUGGAGACAGGACACUGCCCUGCCACCAGCCCACCCUGUCUGGCACGGUGAUGUCUCCCCAGGGCUGGUGGAGAGAAGGGCACAGCGCUGAGCCUGGAUGAAAUACAAACAAGAUGCUUCUCGAAUUCAGAGCAGGCUGGAGGGGGAAGGGGAAGAGCAGCCACGAGUAGGGCUUGAAUCUCUUCUCUGGCGGAGAGACGGGCCCAAGGGAGCCCGAGAGCCAUGAACGAGCGGCGCUGCUCGGUGAAUGAGUAUCUGCUUCAGGCCAAAGGGAAGAGGCAAAACAGCAAAAUGUCUCUCUGAGUGCGUCCCCGUGUCUCGGCCGGAGCCGGGGUCGGUUCUGCUGACUCACGCCCGGCCAGGCCCCGCACGCAGGCCCGGCCUGUCCUGAGGCCUCGGCCAGGGGUCACCUUGUGCUCGGACAGCCGCGGAUCCGGCAGGAACGGGAAGGAAGCGGAGGAGCGAUCAAUCCCCCAAACCACGGCCGGGGAGGAGAUGGAGAACCCGUACCUGUGCAGCGACGAGUGCGACGCCUCCAACCCCGACCUGGCCCACCCGCCCAAGCUGAUGUUCGACAGCGAGGACGAGGGGCUGGCCACGUACUGGCAGAGUGUGACGUGGCGCCGGUACCCGGAGCCGCUGCUGGCCAACAUCACCCUGUCCUGGAACAAGAGCAUCGAGCUGACCGACGACAUCGUCAUCACCUUUGAGUACGGGCGCCCCACCAUCAUGAUGCUGGAGAAGUCUCUGGACAAUGGGAGGACUUGGCACCCGUACCAGUAUUAUGCAGACGACUGCAUGGAGGCCUUCAGCAUGCCAGCACGGAGGGUCCGGGACCUCUCCACCACCAGUGCCAACAGGGUCCUCUGCACGGAGGAGUAUUCCCGCUGGGCGGGCUCCAAAAAAGAGAAGACCGUCCGGUUUGAGGUGCGGGACCGCUUUGCCAUCUUCGCUGGCCCCGACCUCAAGAACAUGGACAACUUGUACACCCGGCUGGAGAGCGCCAAAGGGCUCAAGGACUUCUUCACCGUGACCGACUUGCGCAUGAGGCUGCUGAGACCCGCCCUGGGCGGCACCUACGUGCAGAGGGAGAACUUGUACAAGUACUUCUACGCCGUCUCCAACAUCGAAGUCACUGGCAGAUGUAAAUGCAACCUCCACGCCAACCUGUGCACCUUCAAAGAGGGCAGCCUGCAGUGCGAGUGUGAGCACAACACCACGGGCCAGGACUGUGGCAAGUGCAAGAAGAACUUUCGUUCCAGGUCCUGGCGAGCAGGGUCCUACCUGCCUCUCCCCAAUGGGUCCCCCAAUGCAUGUGCAGCUGCAGGCUCAGCCUUUGGCAACUGCGAGUGCUACGGCCACUCCAACCGCUGCAGCUACAUCGACUUCCUCAACGUGGUGACCUGUGUGAGCUGCAAGCACAACACGCGGGGCCAGCACUGCCAGCACUGCCGCCUGGGCUUCUACCGCAACAGCUCUGCCGAGCUGGAUGACGAGAAUGUCUGCAUAGAAUGUAACUGCAACCAGAUUGGCUCCAUGCACGACCGCUGCAAUGAGACCGGCUACUGUGAGUGCAGGGAAGGUGCCACAGGGCCCAAGUGCGAUGACUGCCUGCCCAACUACUACUGGAGACAGGGCUGCUUCCCCAAUGUCUGCGACGAUGAGCUCCUGCUCUGCCAGAACGGCGGCACCUGCUACCAGAACCAGCGCUGCAUCUGCCCCGUGGGCUUCAAGGGCGUCCUGUGCCAGCAGUCCAGGUGUGAAGUGGACAAAAAGGACUGUGACAGUGCUCCCGGUGCCGGCGGCAGCCUGGCCACCGUGGCCCUGGGGGUGCUCGCCCUGCAGCUGCGAGGCUGGGUGGACCUCUGAGGCUGCACAGGGAGCCCAGCCCGGGCGUGUCACCCCAGGGACCUGGGGACACUGAGGUGACAGGUGGCCGUCCCCACCGCCUCCUCCGCCUUCCUUCACGCUAGGACUUGCACAGCGUCUUUCGGUCCACUUUCCAAGCAGAGAGGUACGCAGGGAGCCCGGCGCUGGCUCCUGCCCGGUGUCCCAGCACAGUGUCCCAGCCCGGUGUCCCAGCACAGUGUCCCAGCCCGGUGUCCCAGCGUGGUGACACGGGGACAGCAGCAGCCUGUGUGGGACAUGGCCCGUCCUGCACACAGUGACUCUGUCCUGCUCUGCCGGGGCCAGGGCCGCCGGGUCUCUGGGCAAACAGUGCCGCCAUCCAAGGGAUGUUUUUUUUAUUAUUACUUUAUUUACUUUGGUAUAGGCUGGGGUGUUGUUUUUAUUUUCCCUGCUCUUGGCAUCUGUUUUAGAAGAGCCUGUGAUGACAACUGCAGAGCCCCAGCACACAAGGAGCAGGGGACAGGAGGGAGGGGAGAGGGGACUCUGGUCCAUCCCUGCUGCAUAGUCCCACAUCCCACCACGGGCCUGGCCUGGCCACGCACAUACUGUUGCCUACAACUGUAGUUGCUGCAUUGAUUUUGUAUUUUCAUGGCUGGGUUUUGUUUUCUUGCACUUAUGGAGAACACAGGGGCCAUGAGGCAUUUGGAACGUGAGGAGUGCAGUGUCUUAUCCACACAUGUCCGUAUGGUGUACGGGUCAAAUACUUCUUUUGGUAGAGACUUAUUUUUAUUUGGAUUAAAUGUUAUAACAGAACCAGAACCACGACCUAAAGGGACAUUUUACCAUGAGCAUUUGAUUCUGGUGUAUCCUCCUCCAGUAAAGCAACUAUUAAUGGCUGCUUGAUCACCAUGUUUUAUUUUUUGUGUGCACAGUUAAUUACAGGUAAAGACUUAUUUUUUGAUUUGCAAUGUCCUCUUGUGUUUUCUCAGUUACUACCAAGGUGCACCACAUGGUGAGGGAGAGGGGAGGGAGAGGUAGCCUCAUUACUGAGAGCUGUUAAUUAUUUCUCCUAAUUACUUCGCUGAGCCUAGGUUAGACUACUAACUGUAGACAAUGAGCAAAGUCUGAGUGAUAUAUUAAGCACUGGUCUUGUGUGAAAAGGCCAUUUCCAAAUGAGCCUGCAGCAGGAAAAGGCUGGCUAGUGCAGGGAUGCUUCUCCAUGGGGACCUCAGUUGUCCCAACCCCACUGCAGUCCCCUCCAGCUGUUGCCAUGAUGCAUCUUUGCAGAAAAUGCUGUAUUUUUAAGCAACCACAGCCAGUAUUUUUAAGCAGCAAUAUAGAGCUCAUGGGGAUUAUAUUAACUCAUUAAGGCUCAUCAACAUGCUCCUGUCUGAGGAGACAUUUACAGUCAAGCACAUAAAUGAGGGCAGGAGAAACCAGAGAGAAGAGGAAGGAAGUCAGAUCAAUGGGAAUGUCAUAAACACAAGAGCUCUAGUGCUUACCAAGCCAGGAGGUGAUUGAGUGCAGGCUUAGAAGAUGGGGGCACCCCCAAGUCCAGCUUGUUCAGUUCUAGGCUGAUUUCUUUGACAGGUGAGCAGCCUUGGUACCAAUCCCAGUUCUGUGACACUCCCAGGGCUGGCCCAGGAGCCCCACAUAAUUCAGGCUUCAGCCCCACUGGUAUUUCCAGGUCUGGUGUCCUGGAAAUGACACCUGAGUGGCUCUGAGAGCUUCUCUGUCAACUUCUGCUCUGUUCCAACACCUUCUCUCCGUGGCCCUGUCCCCGCAGCCCAUCCUGCUCAGGGAUGCCAGGAGCAGCCCAUGUUUCAGAAGUGCAAGAACCCACAGCAUCUUCCAGCCCUAACUCUGGAUACUGAGCACUCAGCCAGUGCCACCAAAACCCAGCCACCUCCACGGAGAGGGGACAGCGAGCCUGUGCUUUGGAAAAGGACAGAAAACCACAAGUGAAGGUGCAGGAUGGAUAUUGUCACUUCAAAGAGGAACACACAUUCUGAGCAGGAUUUGACAUCACUGAGGCAGAGCACAGGGCUUAGUUAAUCCACCAUAAAGUAAAAGAGGGCUCAACUCACCCUGAUUUGAUCCUUGAGGCAGUGGGCUGGCCCCAGCAUUGCCUCCCUGGUUCCAGCACAGUUGGGUGCUCUCUGUUGGUACUGACAGUCUUUUCUUUGUGCUUUCUGACUGCAGCACAUCUUAAAUCCUCACAUGUUACUGUUCUUACAAGUAAUAGCAAAGACUGUAACAAGAUCAAGACCUCUAAUGGCACUUCUGGAGGAUGAAGCUACAUUCUCCUUUCCCUGCACUACUGUUUUUCUCUAGAAUAUUAGAUUAAGCAACAGAAAAUUUACUACUUCAUAAAGCCAGACAAACUGCGCCCAGCAGAUUCCCUGCAAAUACACCAUUUUAUUGCAGGAACGUGCCAAGCAGCAGCACCAAAUUCCUGUAGAAAAUAACCUCAGAAGGGCACAACAAAGCUCAGAGCAGUCCAGGAAUGAAGGCUGCUGAAAACUGUAUUUCUGCCUUUCUAAGUUUGGGGCUUUGCUCUUGGUUGGUUGGGUAUUGGCUGUUGGGCUUUGGGGUUUUAGAGCCACAGAAUAGUCACAUGUGCUGAAGGACUUGGCAUCACACAAUGCAAACCUCUGCAAGGCAGAGAAGAAAAUCACACAAAACUUACACUUAGUAUUCAAGAAAACAAUUUAAAACUUCUGAAAGCUUCAGCACUGAAGACUCGUUAACUGCAGACAUCUGUUAGCACGGGUGUCUGCACAAAGAGAACAGAGCAUUAUUGAAAUAACACAGAGAAACCAUCAGUGCAAGUACCCACAGAUCCCAAAGUUCAUCUUCUUUAUGACAGAAGUUUUGUACAUCAAUUAAUGCUUCCAAAUGGGAGAAGUUGUCCAACGAUCUCGAUACUUUACUUGUGGAAAGGUUACCCAAAAGGUACUUCUCUUUCUGAGAAAAGCCACUUAUGCUCUUUCAAGAGGUUCCAUGUGCAUCCUGUCAGUGGCAUUUGAUUAGUUUGGGAAAGUUUUUAAAUUACACUUCUGUCUGCAAAAAGUGACCUCUCCAAACUGCACAAGUAGAACUUUUGAUUUUUCUUGUUUACCUCAAAUUCUACUCUGGUUUUAACUAUUUAGAGUUCUGACAAAUCUAAACAACCAAAAGCCCCAAGGCAACAAAAUCUUCCUGCUGCACAUUUGCUCACUUGCUAGGUGAAAUGUUGAAACUACAGUUCCUGGGAGCUGGAGACAGGAUGGGGGAAGGAAUUCCAUUGGCAGUUGCCAGGUAUGUUAUUUGGUUUUUAAAGCAGCAGACAUCUCAUCUGCAAGUGAUUUGUAAGGAGCCCUGCAGAGGCUGGAGGAGCAGAAGAACCAACUUUUUAAUGGGAAUGAAAUGGUCUCACUGCCCUGUUCUGCUCUGUAAUUUGCUUUCAAGAGAAGCCCCAAAUGUAAAUAAAACAAAGUAUAAAGGAGGAGCUGAGUGUUCUUGCUCAGAAAUAAGAGCAGAGCUGGGUUUUGAAGAGCUUUAUAUCCACAUCUUCUCAGCCCUUUUGGCUGGGAACUGGAGAGUUUGGCCAUGAUCACACAGAAUGUGGCUAAAAAUCACAGCCUGAUUUAGGAUGCAGACCCUCCUGAAGGCUGCUUUGACAUUUUGAUUCUCGAGGUGUUUUAAUAAGUUUAAUUGCAGGGAAAACACAUGAGGAAAGCCUAAACCCACUCAUCUUCAUGAUAUAAGUGCCAGCAGCAAUAUCAGGCUCCAAAAGCUCCAUCCUGACCCCACUCUGUGCCACUCCAGGGGUUAAAACAGAGGGGAAAGUGAUGAGGUUUCUCUGUAGCAAAGGGAGUUCUUGCUUCAUGCAACAGUGAAAUCAGUGGCAAUGUUGCACAACUGCACCAGACAACAAAAUCAGGUUUUCUGUUUUCCCAAUACCACAUCUAAUGUGGUGUCUUCAUUUCUAUCACGCUUUUCCUGGGAGUUGGUGGCAAAAGCAGCAGACAGGUACAUAUGGCCAGGAGGUCUCAAGUCAGUGAUAUUCCAUGUGUGAGGCUGCUUAGCUUACAUUUAUUUGCACUAAAGAAAAAGGUGCUGGGCUCCUUUCCAAGCAGCUUAAAAAGACAAGAAAGGAGACCCGUUGUGGCAAGAGACUGUAUUAUAUCAUUAACAUUAUAAAUUCCGUUUACAAUCCAGCGGUCAUUUCAUCCAUCAUUUAUUCAUGCACAAUGGAGAGAGCGGCUUGCAUUUUUAGGACCAUGGUUCUGCUCAUCCAUGGGAUUGCUGUGAAUGAACAGCCCAGCUCUGGUUUUGGCUCCUCUGGUCUCUGACUUCUCACCAUGUUCCAGAGACUGCCAAAAAGCAAGUCAGCUCUGGAAUUACUGGGGUUCCAUGUUAUUUUUCAGCUGUCGACCAGGAAUGUUGCUUGGCCCCAACUGAUGCAUUUAGUCACAAGAUCUGCAUUGCUCUGGAAGCCCAGGCUGCUCUGUGCUUCCCCCACGUGAAUGUAGCAGGUGUGGGGGUUAUUCCCAUUCCAUGGAUUAGCAGGGGGAGAAGUGCCUUGCCAGCCUGCAGCCCUGGCUCCCAGCUCCUGCACCACCACUCAUUAGACCCAGCUGCUAAUUAGCUGUGGCACUCAGCUGCCCCAGGAGACAGCACUGUAAGAACUCACAGUCCCAGCAGCACUGGGAGUGUGAAUGGAGAGGCAAGGACAGGCUGAUGUCCCUCACACCCCCACAGAAGCCUGGCACAGCUCUUGUGAAAGCCAAGCACAAUCCAGUGGCAUCUCCAGCUCUCAGCGCCCAGCAACGAGCCAACAUCUCCCUCCUGCGCUUCCCAGAGUGGAUAAUGCUCCUGGAAAACUGCUGGUUCCCCUCUGCUGCCCCACAGACAGCCCAGAAUAGCUGGGAAGGCAGCACAGCACAGGGCACAGUGACCCAGAGCUAAGGAACACAGAACAGACAGGGACCUGCUGCGCUCUCACAUCACCAUGAUUGGGAGUAAUGACAGGGAAAACAAAGAAUUACAGCAAACCUUGAAGGAAAAAGGAAUAACCAUAGUUAUACCCCACAUUUACUGCAAAGCCUAUUUUGUAUACAAAGAACAAAUUAAAUAAACCUCCAGGCUCUGAAAACCCCUGCACAAAACAUAGUCCAGCACUUCCUUCCUUCCCAAAAACACAGAGGGGACUGGCUUUGCACUGAGAGUUAAGCUCCAAGCUUGAAAACAGCAUGGAAGCCUCUCUAUAAAAACCUGGAUACUGCUUCUUCCAAAGGGUUUUGGCACAACCUCCAAUAAAGUGUUUUACAUGAA
Molecule: messenger RNA, 8583 nt
Organism: Cyanistes caeruleus (blue tit)
Lineage: Eukaryota; Metazoa; Chordata; Aves; Passeriformes; Paridae
Source: RefSeq, a predicted model, not a curated record